AUACUUUGCCUAGUUAAAGGCAGUUAAAAGCUUUUCUUCGUGACUUUUAAUUUCGAAAUGGAAAGUCUGUAAGUAUCUGCUCAGAUUUCUUGAUCAAAUUAGGAUGUGUCAAGGCCUGGCCACGGAGCCCGAGCUUCACAGCCACCACCAUCAUGGUUUCGAAGUUGUAAACAUGGAUUUGAAUGGGGGUGGAUUAGAUAACAAUCACGACAAAAGCUAUCAAAUGGAUCACGAAGAAGUGGAGGAUUUGUUUAAGAAGCUCGACAAGAACAAUGAUGGAAGGAUUGACCUAAAUGAACUUGCGGAAGGACUGAAAAAUCUGCAUGGUUCAAGAUACAAGGCCGGCCAAGCUCAGCAAAUUAUGAACCUUGGCGAUCAGAACCUUGAUGGGCAGAUGUCAUUUGAAGAGUUCGUCAAAUAUGUGACUGACCAUCAGAAAAAAUUGUGGAUAGUUUUCCAGUCUAUUGAUCAAGAUGGCAGUGGAUGUGUGGAUAAAACAGAACUUAAGAAAGCUUUUGAGGCCGUGGAUGUUAAGGUAACAGACCAGGAAGUGGAUUUGUUAUUGAAAAGCAUGGACAAGGACAAAACCCUUAAAGUUAACUGGAAAGAAUGGAGAGAAUAUCACCUGUUGAAUCCCAGCGGCCAUAGUAUGCAUGACAUCAUUCAGUUCUGGAGACAUUCUAAUGUUAUUGAUAUUGGGGAGGAUAUGACUGUUCCAGAUGAAUUCACUGAGGAAGAAAAAGUGUCAGGAAUGUGGUGGAGACAGCUGGUGGCAGGGGGUGGAGCAGGAGUUGUGUCAAGGACAUCAACUGCUCCUUUGGACAGAUUAAAAGUUUUAUUACAGGUACAAGCAUCAAGCCAAAAUAGAAUAGGAAUUUCUUCUGGUUUUUCCAUGAUGAUCAAGGAAGGUGGAAUCAAAUCACUUUGGAGAGGAAAUGGUGCUAAUGUGGUCAAAAUUGCACCAGAAUCAGCCAUAAAAUUCUUUGCUUAUGAAAGGGCAAAGAAGCUGUUGGGUGCAGAUGAAAAGCAGCUGGGGGUCAGAGAAAGACUUAUGGCAGGUUCAAUGGCUGGAGUAGCUUCACAGACAAGUAUAUACCCACUGGAGGUGUUGAAAACAAGACUGGCGCUUCGUAAGACAGGACAGUACAAGGGUCUUGUCGAUGCGGCAUAUGUCAUCUUUACUACUGAAGGAAUCAGGAGUUUUUAUCGAGGGCUGUUCCCGAGUCUUUUAGGAAUCAUUCCCUAUGCUGGAAUAGAUCUUGCUGUAUACGAGACACUCAAAAACUUUUACCUUAACUACCACAAAAACCAGUCAGCUGACCCAGGGGUGUUUUUACUGUUAGCGUGUGGUACAGCGUCCAGCACGUGUGGUCAGUUAGCUAGUUAUCCGUUGUCAUUAGUGAGGACCAAAUUACAAGCGCAAGCGCGCUCCCGCACUGCAGGCAGGGGAGAUACAAUGGUUUCAGUAAUUAAAAACAUUAUAAAAGAAGACGGACCACGUGGACUUUAUAGGGGACUGGCUCCUAACUUUAUGAAAGUUGCGCCUGCAGUCAGUAUAAGUUACGUUGUGUACGAACACUUGAGAAUGAACCUUGGCGUUAGAUAGAAUACUCGAUGGUCUGAUUUGGGGCAAAUGUAUAUCGAAUGAGAGCAUAAUGUAAACGCGAUAUAAGAGUAAAAGAGAAGAAUACACGACAGAGAGAAAAAGCUUGAAAAUAUAGGCGGUUUUCCUGCCUGUGAUAGCAUAGGAAGUCUAGCAACAUUAAUAUGGACUAUUCGAUUUGAUAUAAUUGCACGAACUUUAAUUUUGUUUUUAUGAAUUCUCAUGUUUAAGACAUUCCGUCAUGGACAGCAAUUUUAAAGCUGGAGUCAACAUUUUGUUGUGGUUAUUUUUUUUAAUUUUUGACGAGGAUAACCUAAGGGUAACCCGAGAAGGUUAUGAAUGACUGUGACGUCUUUUACUAACCCAAUCUGAGCGCUCUAAAAGCUAGGGGACUGGAUGACGUAUCACUGUCAUGUGGAGAGCGUAGGAAUGUCACUUGCUGAUUGGCUGAUAAUAUCGCAUAUAAAUUCAUCGCAUAUAAAUUUUCCAUGGGAGUAAAAUAUUAUGCAAGAUCGUGCUUGGUCAUAGUAUAUUGUUGUAAAUAUAUAUUUUUUUUGUUUAGGCUUUGUGUCCCUUAAGAUAAACUUUUAUCUGAUCUGUUGCCAGGGAGUCUUGCUGAGAAAUAAUUUCUCGACCUUUCCUUUGAUCGUUAGUUUUUAACUUUAAAAUUUUAACAGAUGCAUGAAAUUCAGAAGUUGCCUGGAAAUGGCGUCUAAUCUCUCCAUAUGAUUUAAAAUCUGCUUAACCCUUUUACUCCCAAGAUCUGAUUGUUAAUUCUCCUCUGUAGCUGCUACACAUUUCCUUGUAAAUUAGUUAUGAGAACUUGGUGCUAGAUCAAGAUAGCAGCUUCUACCUGAUAAGUUUGAAUAUUCUCAUUACCUUUUUGUUGAAGAAUGUAUGGAUAUUUUAGGGAGAAGUUUUAUGUUAAUAACUUCUGGGAGUUAAAGGGUUAAUCUUUUCUCUCCAUUUUUAUCCUGUUUUCUCUUUUUAUAUGCUUUCCUUCUUUCUUUCCUUUCUCAUCCCUUCUUAUUCUCUCUGGCUUGUCUGUUCCAGACCACACUGGUUCCAUGAUUUUUUAACUUUUCUGCCAGAAAUUUUGAGUUUACAAAUAUUAACAAAAUUAUCUACAAACUGCUUGUUCAAUUUAGGAAAUCACUUUUAUCCUUGCUGCUUUUAAAUAAUCGCAUCUUAAGAUGAAGUUAUAUUACGAUCGCCAUUUACCUUAUGAUAAAAAUGUUAUCGUAAUACACUGACACACACGGCUGUAUUCUCUCGUUUAAGCGAUUUGCGAGAAAGGUCUUUAUUAUUAAAAUGGAUAGAAUAUUUAUACGAGCUGUUAAA
This is a messenger RNA of Pocillopora verrucosa, 2944 nucleotides long. Its product is annotated as mitochondrial adenyl nucleotide antiporter SLC25A25-like. Gene Ontology annotation, molecular function: ATP transmembrane transporter activity; calcium ion binding. The record is from RefSeq and is a predicted model, not a curated record. Gene Ontology annotation, biological process: ATP transport; ADP transport; transmembrane transport. Lineage: Eukaryota; Metazoa; Cnidaria; Anthozoa; Scleractinia; Pocilloporidae. Gene Ontology annotation, cellular component: mitochondrial inner membrane.